AUGGCUAAAGUUGACACCCAUCACUCCUAUUCUGCUCGGCACAGGCUGUCCAUGAAGGUUGCGGAAGAUGAGACAGAUACAUUAGACAAUGGAGUCAGCAGGACCCACUCACCGUGUGAGGACACGUCUUCCGAAUUGCAGGGAGUCAUUUCCAUGGAGACAGGCGGCCUGUCUGAAUCCCGAAGGAGCUCAUUCACAGGCAGUGGAGCAAUAGCCAGAUUAUCACAUUUCAUCUUAUCACUGACCUCCUGGGCAAGAAGACAUUUGCAUCAUGAAGACGAAAGGCCCGAUUCUUUCCUCGAGCGCAUCCGAGGGCCAGAGCUCAAAGAUGUUCACAGCAAUACCAACUCUGAAGAGCCAGGCCAGCUGAAAAAUCAUUGGGCUCUGGCCAGAUUUAAUGUCAACUACUCCAAUAACACCAAUGAAGAAAAGAAGGAGGAAAAGAAAGAGGUUAAAGAGGAGAAAAAGGAGGAAGAAAAGAAAGAGGAGAAAAAAGAGGAAAAGAAGGAGGAGAAAAAAGAUGAUAAGAAAAAGGAACCAGAGACGAAGAAAGAGAUCUUUGUGAUGGAUCCAUCCAGCAACCUGUAUUACAGGUGGUUGUCCAUCAUUGCAGUACCAGUAUUCUAUAAUUGGUGUAUGUUAAUAUGUAGAGCCUGUUUUGAUGAGCUCCAAAUGGACCACAUGUUGCUUUGGUUCAUCUUGGACUAUUCCUCUGAUGCUGUCUACAUCUUGGACACUUUUGUGAGGAUUAGAACAGGUUUCCUUGAACAAGGACUACUAGUUCGAGAUGAACAGAAGUUAAGACAAAAUUAUCAAGAAACGAGACAAUUCAAAUUGGACCUGCUGUCACUUUUCCCAACAGACAUACUUUAUCUAAAAUUUGGAUUGAACUAUCCUGAAUUGCGGUUUAACCGCCUUCUGAGGAUUUCCAGGCUAUUUGAGUUUUUUGACCGUACAGAAACGAGAACAAACUAUCCAAAUAUAUUUCGAAUUGGGAACCUUGUCUUGUAUAUUCUAAUCAUUAUCCACUGGAAUGCAUGUAUAUACUAUGCCAUUUCAAAGCAAAUUGGAUUUGGAACAGACAGCUGGGUCUAUCCCAAUGUGUCCAUUCCAGAACAUGGACGUCUGUCUAGAAAGUACAUUUAUAGCUUGUAUUGGUCAACAUUGACACUGACAACCAUUGGAGAAACUCCCCCUCCAGUGAAAGAUGAAGAGUUUCUGUUCGUGGUCAUUGACUUUCUAGUGGGUGUGCUCAUCUUUGCCACCAUUGUCGGUAAUGUAGGUUCUAUGAUUUCUAACAUGAAUGCCUCAAGGGCAGACUUCCAGUCCAAGGUUGAUGCUAUCAAACAGUACAUGCAUUUCCGGAAGGUCACUAAAGACUUGGAAGCCAGGGUUAUUAAAUGGUUUGAUUAUCUGUGGACCAACAAGAAAACAGUGGAAGAGAGGGAAGUUCUUAAGUACCUUCCUGACAAACUGAGAGCUGAAAUUGCUAUAAAUGUCCACUUGGAUACACUAAGAAAAGUGCGUAUCUUCCAGGAUUGUGAAGCAGGCCUCCUGGUUGAACUGGUGUUGAAGCUAAGACCUACAGUCUUCAGUCCUGGAGAUUACAUCUGUAAGAAAGGUGAUAUUGGGAGAGAAAUGUAUAUCAUCAAAGAAGGGAAAUUAGCUGUUGUGGCUGAUGAUGGGGUGACACAAUUUGUGGUCCUAAGUGAUGGCAGCUACUUCGGGGAAAUCAGCAUCUUAAACAUCAAAGGCAGCAAAUCUGGUAACAGGAGAACAGCCAACAUCAGGAGCAUAGGCUAUUCUGAUCUGUUUUGCUUGUCUAAAGAUGACCUGAUGGAAGCACUCACAGAGUACCCUGAUGCUAAACAGGCACUGGAAGAAAAAGGACGGCAAAUUUUGAUGAAAGACAACUUAAUUGAUGAAGAAGCAGCCAAAGCAGGAGCCGACCCCAAAGACUUGGAAGAGAAAAUAGACAGACUUGAAGUGUCUCUCGACAGUCUCCAGACCAGGUUUGCUAGACUCCUAGCAGAGUUCACUGCUAGUCAAUCCAAAGUCAAGCAGAGACUUAUAAAAGUGGAGAACAAAGUAAAGAAGUAUGGAAGUGGUACCGUGUCAGAGGAUGAGGGUGAAAAGCCUUAG
Molecule: messenger RNA, 2142 nt
Organism: Gekko japonicus
Lineage: Eukaryota; Metazoa; Chordata; Lepidosauria; Squamata; Gekkonidae
Gene: CNGA3
Product: cyclic nucleotide gated channel alpha 3
Exons: 8
Coding region: 1-2142 (713 amino acids)
Biological process (GO): monoatomic cation transmembrane transport
Cellular component (GO): intracellular cyclic nucleotide activated cation channel complex; plasma membrane
Molecular function (GO): cGMP binding; protein-containing complex binding; intracellularly cAMP-activated cation channel activity
Source: RefSeq, a predicted model, not a curated record